Molecule: messenger RNA, 2052 nt
Organism: Schizophyllum commune H4-8
Lineage: Eukaryota; Fungi; Basidiomycota; Agaricomycetes; Agaricales; Schizophyllaceae
Product: threonine dehydratase I
Exons: 6
Coding region: 196-1833 (545 amino acids)
Biological process (GO): L-threonine catabolic process
Molecular function (GO): threonine deaminase activity; pyridoxal phosphate binding
Source: RefSeq, a predicted model, not a curated record
CGGCGCCAAUAUGGACCAGCGACUGCGACUCUUUUCCAGCCCUCUUCCGUUUACCUGUACACCUUCCGAUAACUCCUCCUGGCACCCUGGUCUCUUAUCCAUCCGCUGGGACCUCGCACAUAUAAAGGCAGCCCGUACUCGAUAACCCGCAUCCCGUUCUGACUCGAUCAUCCCCUCCCCCCUCCCCCGCAAAUCAUGGCACCUACCGCCACCCUGGAGUACGCAUCCAAUGCGCCAGACCCCCUCCCCUACCCGCGCUUGGCGAAGCACCACCUUCUGCCGGGCAAAAACACGCCAGACUACCUACGCCUCAUCCUCACCUCCAAGGUCUAUGAGAUUCUCGACGAGACCCCGCUUGUGCACGCCACCAACCUCAGUGCGAAGCUGGGGAACCAGAUCUACCUCAAGCGCGAGGACCUGCAGAAGGUCUUCAGCUUCAAAAUCCGCGGCGCGUACAACUUUAUGGCUAGCUUGACCGAGGAGGAGCGGUGGAAGGGCGUCAUCACAUGUAGUGCUGGCAACCACGCACAGGGCGUCGCCAUGUCUGGUGAACGCCUCGGCGUCCCAUGCACGAUCGUCAUGCCCAACGGCACCCCCUCCAUCAAAGUCCGCAACGUCGCGCGCAUGGGCGCGAAGGUCGUCCUCCACGGCGCCGACUUCGACGCGGCCAAGGCCGAGUGCGCGCGCCUCGCGAAGCUGCACGGCCUCGUCUUCGUUCCCCCGUACGACGACCCGCUCGUCAUCGCCGGCCAGGGCACCGUCGGCGUCGAGAUCCUCAAGCAGGUGCCGAAAGCGGACACCCUCGACGGCAUCUUCGCUGCGGUCGGCGGUGGCGGGCUUGUGUCGGGCAUUGCGGAGUACGUGAAGCGCAUCGGGUCACCGAAGACAAAGGUCGUGGGCGUUGAGACGUUCGACGGGGACGCGAUGGAGCGCAGCUUGGCGGCGGGCGAGCGCGUAACUUUGCCGGAUGUGGGUCCAUUUAGCGACGGCACAGCGGUGAAGAUUGUGGGCCAGGAGCCGUUCAGGAUCUGCAGGGAGUUGCUGGACGGCAUCGUCAAGACUGACAACGACGAGAUAUGCGCGGCCAUCAAGGACAUCUUCGAGGAGACGCGCUCCGUCACUGAGCCAGCAGGAGCCUUGGCGCUUGCCGGCCUCAAGCGCUACAUCAUGAACAACGGCCUCAUGGGCGCGAACAAGCGCUUCGUCGCCGUCGUCAGCGGUGCCAACAUGAACUUCGACCGCCUUCGCUUCGUUGCAGAGCGCGCCGAGAUCGGAGAAGGCCGCGAAGCGCUGCUCAGCGUCGAAAUCCCCGAGACACCCGGAGCCUUCAUCAAACUCCACAGCAAAAUCCAUCCCCGCGCGAUCACCGAAUUCAUCUAUCGAUACAGCUCCGCGGACAAGGCGCACGUAUUCAUGGCGUUCAAGUUGCAGACGCCGGACCGAGCACGAGAAGUGCAGAUGGUGCUCGACGAGCUGAACAAGGAUGGAAUGACAGGUAUCGAUAUCAGCGACGACGAGAUGGCCAAAAGUCAUGGGCGUUACAUGAUUGGCGGGCCACAGAGCGUACCGAAUGAGCGCCUAUUCAGAUUCGAGUUCCCCGAGAGACCAGGCGCGCUGCGGAAGUUCUUGCUUGAGACUCAGUCUCACAACUGGAAUAUUUCGCUGUUCCAUUACCGAAAUCAUGGCGCUGACCUAGGAAAGGUUUUGGCGGGCUUGCAGAUCUCUCCAGAAGACUACGAAGUCUUUGAUGGGUAUCUCAAGACCUUAGGAUACACAUUCAAGGAGGAAACGGAUAACUUGGUGUAUAAGAGGUACCUCUGUAAAUCCUCAUAGACAUGUACACCUGUAGAACACGCAACCUGUAUCACUAGACCGAUCGCGCGAGCUUGCUGUGUGUGGGGGGAGUCUGCUGGCAUCACGCGUGCAUUGCAUGACUGCGAGAGGCGACGGUGUAAUUGCGGCAUUGGCACCAUUCAUCGCACCCUCGGAAUAGCCGAGAUGGUUUCCGGACAGCCUUCACGUUCAUUCUAGGUGUGCUACCGUACAUGGGGG